Messenger RNA from Ornithorhynchus anatinus (platypus), 1655 nucleotides. RefSeq names its product aldo-keto reductase family 1 member B1-like. Gene Ontology annotation, cellular component: cytosol. The transcript is spliced from 10 exons. Lineage: Eukaryota; Metazoa; Chordata; Mammalia; Monotremata; Ornithorhynchidae. The record is from RefSeq and is a predicted model, not a curated record. The coding region runs from base 337 to 1245 and encodes 302 amino acids. Gene Ontology annotation, molecular function: aldose reductase (NADPH) activity.
CUCUAAAACCCAUCUGUUUGUUGUUCGGGCCUUCCACGGUGUUCACAAAAGCAUCACGUCUCAGAGGAGUCGAUGUUCUUUCUCUCCUGUUUUUUCACCGUCCGCCUUUCGGAUCCCUACGUUAUCACUGGAAACGCCGUAGAGUUGACAGUUUGUGCUUUUGUGGCAGUUGUUACGUCGGGUCACUUCCUGAUUUUUUUUCCAGGCCCUUCAUAGCAAGUCUUCCUAACGUUAAUCUUCGGCAUCCGUCUUGGCUGCUAGUUCCUUUAUUAUUGAUUCUCGAUCCCAGGAGGGAAAAAUUGUCAGCUGUUUCAAUCUUCUCUCCAUCCACAACAAAUGUGUUCAAACUUCCAGCUCAUAUCAUCCCCUGGCCAAGUCGGGGAGGCAGUGAAGAUGGCAAUUGACGCCGGCUACCGCCAUUUUGACUGCGCUUACAUCUACCACAACGAGGACGAAGUGGGGAACGCCAUCCAGCAGAAGAUCAAGGAGGGAGCGGUGAAGCGAGAGGACCUCUUCGUCGUCAGUAAGCUGUGGUGCACGUUCCAUGAGAAGAGUUUGGUGAAGGGGGCCCUGCAGGAGACGCUCAGCAAGCUCAAGAUGGAUUAUCUGGACAUGUACCUCAUCCACUGGCCUUUCGGAUAUAAGGCUGGCAAAGAUGAUUUCCCUCUAGAUGAGCAGGGCAGAACUGUGUCCAGCAGCACGGACUUCCUGACACAUGGGAGGCCAUGGGAAGAGCUGGUGGACGUGGGACUGGCGAAAGCCAUUGGUAUUUCCAACUUCAACCACGACCAGAUAGAGAGGAUUUUGAACAAACCAGGGUUGAAAUACAAGCCAGCCACUAACCAGGUGGAGUGCCACCCGUACCUCACCCAGGAAAAACUCAUAAACUAUUGCCAGUCCAAGGGGAUUUCAGUGACCGCUUAUAGCCCCCUUGGCUCUCCAGAUAGACCAUGGGCCAAGCCUGAGGACCCUUCCGUCUUGGAGGAUCCCAGGAUUAAGGCGAUUGCAGAGAAGUACAAGAAAAGCCCAGCCCAGGUCUUGAUCCGGUUUCAGAUCCAGAGGAACGUGAUUGUGAUCCCCAAGUCGGUCAACCCUCAGCGUAUCGUGGAGAACUUUCAGGUCUUUGACUUUGAAUUGAGUAAGGAGGAGAUGGGAACGAUCCUGAGCUUCAAUAGAAACUGGAGGGCCUGUCGCUUGGAAAGAACUGUUUCUCACAAAGAUUAUCCCUUCCACGCCGAAUACUGAGGCUGGGGGCCAGGCUCCAGGGGCGGUUCUUGGUGUUCCUGUCUACGUGGGUAGUUGAUGAUGAUGACAGAUGUACUCUUCACUGCCAAAUAUGAGGAAGGCCGCCGGCCCAAGAACCUUGGAGCCCGUCAAGUUGCAGGGCCAGCCGUAGAUUCAUUGCCAAGUCCUUGCCCUGCCUUCCACCCAAGAAGGAUCUGCUACAGGAGGAAGACGGAGUGCCGGCCGAUGAGCCAGAAUUAAGCCACCGUGUUGUCGGUUUGGUUUUCGGUUGGGGUUUUUGUUUGGUUUUUUUUUUUUUUUUGGUCCUUUUUACAACUUCGAUUGCCGCUUCGUGGUUAACGCUUUUCAGUGCCGCCUCGGUCUGUAGAGUUGAACUUUGCUGCUUCCAAUAAAAGCUAUUCGUGUGGCUU